Talaromyces marneffei is the source of this 1608-nucleotide messenger RNA. RefSeq lists its product as uncharacterized. The record is from RefSeq and is a predicted model, not a curated record. Gene Ontology annotation, biological process: transmembrane transport. Gene Ontology annotation, cellular component: membrane. Gene Ontology annotation, molecular function: transmembrane transporter activity. The transcript has 4 exons. Bases 1 to 1608 code for a protein of 535 amino acids. NCBI's taxonomy places the organism in Eukaryota, Fungi, Ascomycota, Eurotiomycetes, Eurotiales, Trichocomaceae.
AUGUCGCUUGAAGCAGGUUCUUCAGCAUCUUCUACCUCUCAAACCAUGUCUCCCACAGCUACGCCCACGACCGGCCGGCAGGAUUCCUCCACUCCAUCCUCGGUCGAGCCCAACGACAACCCUCGCGAACACGACGAACAUUACGACGAACAGCAUGUAGCCGACCUAAUCGAAAAGGCCGCGCAGGCACGCAUCAAACACAUCUGGCGCCUUUGCUUCACUGUUUUCGCUCUCGUGCAGGCCGGGAAUGUUGUACUCCAGCCGCCCCUGCUCCAACUCAAAGAACUAUCAAGCUGCAUGUCGUAUUACGGCCCUGGCUGGUCUCUUGGACGAGACUGCAGGGUAGACUCUGUGCAAAAUGAGUUGGACACGUUAAUUAAAUGGCAGCAAUUGUUGGAUACUGCCCCGGGGAUUUUGUUCGGUGUGUUUUAUGGGAUGGCUGCCGAUCGGUUUGGGAGGCGGCCUGUGCUUGCCCUUGCGCUUGUGGGGAUUACGUUGGCUGCUGUGUGGACGCAGGUUGUUUUGUUUUGGCCGACGGUCUUUCCCACUCGGUUGACUUGGUUGUCGGUGGUGUUCCAGGUAGCCGGAGGCGGCACACUAGUCGUCAAUGCCAUGAUAUUCGCAAUGGUAUCCGACAUUGUACCAGAGGAAAAGAGGGCGUCGAAAUUCUUCCGUCUAUAUGGAGUCGCCCUCCUCUCAGACAUGGUACUCUCACCGGCCAGUGGAGCCUUAGCAAACAUCCAGCCCUGGUGGCCAGCCCGCUUCGGGCUAAUUGCAUUCAUAAUGGCCAUCCUUACAACUCUACUCGUCCUUCCUGAGACAUUUGUCAAGCCGGUAGCGACAUCCUCGACCAACCUUGCACAAACCACUCCAGUUGAAGAGGAGGAGCCCGAUGAGGAAGAAGAUGACCCGGUUCUGUACGCCGACGCGCCCAAGAACACACCCUGGCGGCGCGUGCGCAAGGUGGUCUCAAGUCUUCGCGAUCUCAGAUAUCUGAUUGCUUCGCGGCAGAUCCUCUUUCUAGUACCUCUACUUUCCGUGGGCCAAUUGUACAACCAGUCCGCGGACUUCUUCUUGAACUAUGUCUCAAAACGGUACGGAUGGCGCAUUUCACAGGCAAGUUUCUGGUUGACGUAUCGCAAUGUUGUCAAUUUGGUACUUUUGAGUACGAUUUUGCCAGGCGUGAGUGCACUGCUUCUCAAGCGUGGAUUUAAUGCAGGCAAGAAAGAUCUUUGGAUUUCCCGCGCGAGCAUCGUGUGUCUGGCUCUGGGAGCUUUUAUUAUUGGACUAGCGCCCACGCUGAAUAUUAUGGUCACUGGCCUCACAAUCUUCGCCCUCGGCCACGGCUUCGUCCCGGCUGUUUUGAGUCUAGCAACCCCCUUCAUCGAACCAGGCCAUGUCGGAAUGCUCUACACAGCCAUGACAAUUGGCGAGACAAUCGGCAAAAUUGCCAACGAGCCUCUUCUUACCGGAAGUUUUGAGCUUGGUAUGCGAGUGGGUGGGUUGUUGCUGGGCUUGCCGUUUGUGGCUACUGGUGUCUUGUUGACCAUCACAGCGGUUAGUGUAUAUUCUAUUCGGCUGCCUUUGCCGGCUAUUCAUCUUGAUUAA